This is a messenger RNA of Rangifer tarandus platyrhynchus (Svalbard reindeer), 417 nucleotides long. Lineage: Eukaryota; Metazoa; Chordata; Mammalia; Artiodactyla; Cervidae. The record is from the annotation of a GenBank genome assembly.
AUGCCAAGGAGGAACGAGUUGAUUUGUGGUUGCCAAGCCAAGGAGGGUACAGAGGAAAAACAAGAUGAAAUGGAAAAGGUCAACAACCUCAUUGUGCAAAGUGAGGAAAGCUGCGGGGUGGGGGGAGGGUGGCGGGAGCGGGCACAGAGGCAGAUCCCAGAACCCCAGGCUCCCACCUGGCUCCUGACCCCAAGAGAUAACUCCUCCAAGGGACUCAGGAGAGGGACAGCACCCCCUGAACUCAGAUACCCCAAAGUCCCUUCCAUCUCCUUUAAGGAGAGAAGCAGAGUAAGGAACUGGGGAGGGAGUGAGUGUGCAGAAUUGAAAGCCAAACAGGGGAAGGGCGGGGAGGAUGGGAAGGUAUCCUUUCUCUCUUUCCUGUCUCCAUUUCUAAAGAAAAGUUGUUGGUUAAAAUGA